AUGGAAGGAGCCAAGAGAAUCUUGUUGGGUUCGCGAAAGAAACCCAGGAGGAGGAAGAACAGGAGAUUUGUCAGGAAUCUCGUGGCCUACCUCAAUUCCGAUGAUUACUUGUUCUCUCCUCUGUUUGCCAAUUCCGAAUCAUCGAAGGCGAACGACAUCUCCAUGGCAGGGAUUGAAGCAUUGGAGAUGAAGAGGGUAAAGAGAAAAAUGUCGGAGAAAGUGAAGGAAUAUCUAAAGUCUGAUUGUCAUAUGUACGGACCAGUUACCUCCUCUGCUUCUUCGAUUAAAGCAGGGAAAUUGCAAAUCACAAACUUGGUUACUAUGGAAGUAUCAACGAGUACUACAACAACAAUGAGGGAAGAUAACAACAAGUAUAGUAAUCUCCAGUCAGACAUUACAGAACAGACAUUGUUGCAUAAUGGAAGGAUCAAAACACCAAAAGAAAUCUUAGGAGGACAACAAACUGGACUAAGCCAUGAAACAGAUCAUUCACCACCAGAGAAAACAGAGAAAAAGAUGAGCAAGCCAGAGCAAAGGAGAGUUACAAUUGAGUGA
Molecule: messenger RNA, 555 nt
Organism: Arabis nemorensis
Lineage: Eukaryota; Viridiplantae; Streptophyta; Magnoliopsida; Brassicales; Brassicaceae
Source: the annotation of a GenBank genome assembly